CACAUGGCUAUGCUGCUAUACGAAGCACCCACAGGCAUCGCAAUUUUCUCUUUUGAUGGGGACUACCUGAAUGAUCCGGUGGAGGACUUCUGGGAAUGCUUGCCACCACUUAAUCUGGAGGAAUUCAUAAAAAAUGAGACGGUGCCUUCCCCCCUUGACACCAUGACUAAAGCUAUUGACGAUCACCUAGCCAAGAGGCUAACUGAGCUGUGUGGUUCUGAAAAGAAAUUAGUUGGGGGGAUUGUUGAAUAUAAAAGAAUAAUUGAAAUGAACCUGGUUAGUAUACUUGGUUAUCUUUCUUGUAGCUCUUGUCUGAAUGAACAAUAUUGA
Messenger RNA from Triticum aestivum (bread wheat), 330 nucleotides. RefSeq lists its product as uncharacterized. NCBI's taxonomy places the organism in Eukaryota, Viridiplantae, Streptophyta, Magnoliopsida, Poales, Poaceae. The coding region runs from base 4 to 330 and encodes 108 amino acids. The transcript has 3 exons. The record is from RefSeq and is a predicted model, not a curated record.